AUGAAAUACCUCCCAAGAAAAUACCGCGAGAGUCAAACCGAUUGGUUUGGAAAGCGAGGUAUUUCAUGGCACAUAACCACGGCCACAAGAAUGUACGAAGGACAACUUCAACUACUGUCACUCGUCCACCUUUUUGAAAGCUGUUACCAAGAUAGCAACACAGUUUUGGCUGUAAUUGAUGACGAGCUGAAACAGCUCAAGGAAACAAUGCGCAAAGUUGAUCGCGUCCACUUCAGACAGGACAAUGUUGGAUGCUACCAUAGCGCAUCUACAUUACUGGCAAUUCAGCAGGUGGCCAAAAGUCACGAUAUCAGCAUAGGGCUAGAUUUCUCGGAUUGCCAAGGGAAAAAAGGGGUCUUGCGACCGUAA
Pocillopora meandrina is the source of this 369-nucleotide messenger RNA. Lineage: Eukaryota; Metazoa; Cnidaria; Anthozoa; Scleractinia; Pocilloporidae. The record is from the annotation of a GenBank genome assembly.